This is a messenger RNA of Oncorhynchus mykiss (rainbow trout), 3638 nucleotides long. It is a transcript of the gene pygb, whose product is annotated as phosphorylase, glycogen; brain. Gene Ontology annotation, cellular component: cytoplasm. Gene Ontology annotation, biological process: glycogen catabolic process. The record is from RefSeq and is a predicted model, not a curated record. Lineage: Eukaryota; Metazoa; Chordata; Actinopteri; Salmoniformes; Salmonidae. Gene Ontology annotation, molecular function: pyridoxal phosphate binding; glycogen phosphorylase activity.
GAAUUAAGGGGUGUGUUUCGAGGAAGUUUUUUUUCUUCUAGGAACCAACUGUCUGCAACCAAGGGCUAUCAGGCGUGGAUCUUCUCAACUCAACUUCUAAUCAAUUCAAACCUUGCACAAAUUCGGGUAGAGUUUAUCUGAAGCUAUGAGCAGCCCACUGAGUGAUCAUGAAAAGAGAAAACAGAUCAGCGUGCGUGGCAUUGCAGGGUUGGGCGAUGUCGUAGAAAUCAAGAAAAGUUUCAACAGGCAUCUUCACUUCACUCUUGUCAAAGAUCGCAAUGUAGCCACCCCUCGGGAUUACUACUUCGCCCUGGCUCACACAGUCAGGGACCACCUCGUUGGGAGAUGGAUCCGCACUCAGCAAUAUUAUUAUGAAAAAGAUCCAAAGAGGAUCCACUAUCUAUCAUUGGAGUUUUACAUGGGUCGGACCCUUCAGAACACCAUGAUCAACCUGGGCCUGCAGAAUGCCUGCGAUGAAGCCAUCUACCAGCUGGGCUUGGACAUAGAGGAGCUGGAGGAGAUCGAGGAGGAUGCUGGCUUGGGGAAUGGGGGACUGGGCCGCCUUGCAGCUUGUUUCCUGGACUCCAUGGCCUCUCUAGGCCUGGCGGCCUAUGGCUAUGGUAUCCGCUAUGAGUUUGGCAUCUUUAACCAGAAGAUCUCCAAUGGCUGGCAGGUGGAGGAGGCUGAUGAUUGGCUGCGGUAUGGAAACCCGUGGGAGAAGGCUCGUCCAGAGUACAUGCUCCCUGUGCAUUUCUAUGGCCGAGUGGAGCAAACAGCAGAGGGUGUAAAGUGGGUGGAGACCCAGGUUGUCCUGGCCAUGCCUUAUGACACUCCUGUGCCUGGAUUCAAGAACAACACAGUUAACACCAUGAGACUGUGGUCUGCCAAGGCACCCAUUGACUUCAACCUGCAGGAAUUCAAUGUUGGUGACUACAUUGAAGCUGUGUUAGACCGCAACCUGGCUGAGAACAUCUCACGCGUCCUCUAUCCCAACGACAAUUUCUUUGAGGGCAAGGAGCUGCGUCUGAAGCAAGAGUACUUUGUGGUGGCCGCCACACUGCAGGACAUCAUCCGCCGCUUCAAGUCUUCCAAGUUUGGCUGCAGAGACCCUGUCAGGACCUCCUUUGAGACCUUCCCAGAGAAGGUGGCCAUCCAGCUGAAUGACACCCACCCUGCCUUGGCCAUCCCUGAGCUGAUGAGGAUCCUAGUGGAUCUGGAGAAGUUGGACUGGGACAAGGCUUGGGAGGUGACGCGUCAGACCUGUGCCUACACCAACCACACCGUCCUGCCUGAGGCCCUGGAGCGCUGGCCCAUCAACCUGUUUGAGAAGCUGCUGCCUCGCCACCUGCAGAUCAUCUACGAGAUCAACCACCUCCACCUCCAAAGGAUCGCUGCCAUGUUCCCAGGGGACCAUGACCGUCUGAGGAGGAUGUCCCUGAUCGAGGAGGGAGACCCCAAGAGGAUCAACAUGGCCCACUUGUGUGUGGUGGGCUCCCACGCUGUCAACGGGGUCGCCCGGAUCCACUCUGAAAUCGUCAAGAACACUGUUUUCAAGGACUUCUAUGAGGUGGAGCCAGAGAAGUUCCAGAACAAGACCAAUGGUAUCACUCCUCGCCGCUGGCUGCUGCUGUGUAACCCAGGCCUGGCUGACCUCAUCGCUGAGAAAAUUGGAGACGACUUCUUGACAGACCUCUUCCAGCUGAGGAAACUACUGGACUUCAUUGAUGAAGAUGCUUUCAUUUGUGACAUCGCCAAUGUAAAACAGGAGAACAAGCAGAAGUUUGCAGCCUACCUGGAGAAGGAGUAUGAGGUGAAGAUCAACCCUGAGUCCAUCUUUGACAUCCAUGUGAAGAGAAUCCAUGAGUACAAGAGACAACUGCUCAACGUCCUCCACAUCAUCACCUUCUACAACCGGAUUAAAAAGGACCCCUCUAAACACUUUGUUCCCAGGACUGUGAUAAUUGGAGGAAAGGCUGCACCUGGCUACCACAUGGCCAAAAUGAUCAUCAAGCUGAUCACGGCGGUGGGCCAGGUGAUCAACAACGACCCGGUGGUGGGGGACAGGUUAAAGGUCAUCUACCUUGAGAACUACAGGGUCUCCCUAGCAGAGAAAGUGAUCCCUGCAGCUGACUUAUCAGAACAGAUCUCCACAGCGGGAACAGAGGCCUCUGGCACUGGCAACAUGAAGUUCAUGCUGAACGGAGCGCUCACCAUCGGCACCAUGGACGGCGCCAACGUAGAGAUGGCUGAGGAGGCCGGAGAGGAGAACCUCUUCAUCUUCGGCAUGAGGGUAGAGGAUGUGGAUGCCAUGGACAAAACAGGGUACAAUGCCAGGGAGUACUACGAGCGUCUAUCAGAGCUGAGGCAGGUGAUAGAUCAGAUCCAGACUGGCUACUUCAGUCCCAAAGAGCAUGAGCUCUUCAAGGAUGUGGUGAACAUGCUGAUGAACCACGACAGGUUCAAAGUGUUUGCUGACUAUGAGGCCUACAUCACUUGCCAAGAUCGAGUCAAUGAGCUAUACAAGAACCCUAAAGAGUGGACAAGAACAGUGAUUCGAAACAUUGCGGGUUCCGGCAAGUUCUCCAGCGACCGAACCAUCAGCGAGUACGCCCGGGAUAUCUGGGGCGUGGAGCCCUCCGAUGUGAAGAUCCCACCCCCCAACGAGCCCCCUGUUGAAUCCCGCAAAUGAGGAGCCCGCCUUCACUCUCCAGUUAGGAGAGAAGUGCUUGUGUUACUUCUCCUCGCUGUAGGUCUGUCUCAUCAGGCUUGACUCAUAGCCCACCCAUUACCACAUUGCAGAGAUGGGGUUCGAGUCGGAGGCAGAUCGCAUGUACAACGUCUUAAACAGCCAAAGGAAGCGUGUUUGACUCUAGCCUCUGCUUACUAUUACUCCUGCUUGUCUUUGACUCCACCAUGUGCACGUAUACUGUAGAUGCCAAUCCCAGUUGAUCAGUAAUGACCAUACAGUUUACACUGCUGAAUAUGAUUGGUCUACUACUGCCUCGGAAUAGUCAACCAAAAAUAACACAUUUUGUUUGCUACUAAGACUUGUAAUGGGGAUUUUGUUUUAAUCAUCACUGACAAAGCAUUGCAUUUCAGAGUUAUAGAAUGUGUACUGUGAUAUUUGUCUAUAUGUUAAGUAAGUGCCUGGUCAUUAAUGUACCAAUUUUGGACCAUAGCAUUCAUAAGAGAGAGAAACAAUUAUCUAGAAGCAAGUGCCUGGUUUAAAGUUGUAACAUGCCAUUGGUCUAAUGGAACGUUUUGUACAAUUCUACUGUAUUUGAUUUGAAAAUGUGUAGUAUACAGCUUGGCGAAACAGUUCUGAUGCUUCACUAUGUCCCUUAUGAGGAAAACCAUGCUCAGUGGCCUGUUAGAACACUCCCACUUCAGAGAUUAUGGAGCAGCUGUCACCACAAAUGGCCUUGGCGUGACUUCUGAAAUGAGAUGGCUACUGUAUGAGUAUAAUCUAUAUUUCAGUAGCAUCACUUAAAUGUCUUCGCUAAAUGUACUUCAAAGAAAAAUAUGCUGUUUCUCAGUAACUACCUUUUUUUUAAGCAGUUGUCUUUUUUCAUCCUUCAAUAAGUACUGUAUCACUUGUCACCGCAAUCACGUUCAUAUUAUUAAAUGUUUUUUUGUGA